Messenger RNA from Orbicella faveolata, 3083 nucleotides. RefSeq names its product inactive tyrosine-protein kinase RYK-like. Gene Ontology annotation, cellular component: signaling receptor complex; plasma membrane. Gene Ontology annotation, molecular function: ATP binding; protein kinase activity. The record is from RefSeq and is a predicted model, not a curated record. Gene Ontology annotation, biological process: positive regulation of neuron projection development; multicellular organism development; protein phosphorylation. Lineage: Eukaryota; Metazoa; Cnidaria; Anthozoa; Scleractinia; Merulinidae.
AACAAAAGCUUUUAUUGGGGAGCCCUUGUUCCAACACAAACACCCAAACAAAGCCUCUCUCAAGCUUUAUCGCCGCAAGCAUGAAAUAAUAUUCUUAGGGCUAUCUGUGCCCGGUCCAAACUCAAUGCGAGAGAAAGAUGAAUCAUUCCAGUCUACUUUUAUUUCUAUUACUCUUGCUUCUGGUCGUCCUGAGAGCCUCAUGUUCACUCAAUUUGUACAUAAAUCGCACUGAAUCCAAGAAAAUUCUCGGGAUCGAGGGUGACAUAUACUACAUACGAGACGGGCAUGUUAAACUCAACGCCGUCAACUUUAACAUGACGGUGCCUUCGCGAGUGGAUUGUUUGCGAUUUAUUUGGUACUCUAAACGGAUACCGUCCAAGCCCAUGGGAUACUACUACACUUUAGAACUGAGAUCAUUUACUCCCGAUCUUCUGGUUGAACCAAAGGUGAACAUAGAACGACUUGGUCCUGUUCCAGAAACCAAGAAAGAAUUCUGUGUAAAUAUGACCUGUAGUGGAACCAAGGAUGGCACAGCACACAUGUUAAUCCAAAUAAACAUAACUUCAGAAGAAAGACAGUUCAUGUUAAAUCUUCAAAGGAUAAAAUCAUGUAGAAAAGUUACUCAUGUUCAUACAAGUAUUACCAAGCCAACAGUUUCACCACAGAGAGCUGGCACUGAAGCAAAUCGACCCAUCUCCCCGAUGGAUAAAACAACGGUGUUCUACAUUGCAGUAGGAGUGGCUUGUAGCAUUAUUUUUAUCAUUGCUCUUGCAGUAGCCGCCAUUCACGUCCAUUCCAUGCCAAAUCCAAACAGCAAUAAAGAUGGGGCAAGUGAGUCUGAGGCUGCUGGAGGGCAGCAAUCUUUGUCCAAAACACCUCUUAUCACUGCAGCAGAGCAACCAAAACAAGUAGCAGUCAAUGCAGAUGGAAGCAACUGUGCUCAAAAUGGUUACAUUCCAAAUGCAAACCACAUUCCAGUGAAGGUUGAAAUCCAGGCAGGUCCAACAGCAAAUAGCCUAGCCAGAAACAUGCCUGCUGUAUUGACAAUUCUAAAUGGAGAUGUACCACAUGUAAGGCCAAGGAUACCAGGAGGGUUUCCCGUCAGGGACAGCACUAUUAGCAUUACCCCGAGUGAUGGAUAUUACAGUGCAGGGGGACUGCAAUCAACGCAGAAGGGGAAAUAUGGCAACAGGGACAUGAAAGCAGAGUUAAAAGACUUAGAGGUGGAAAUGGAUAGGAUCACUUUAGGGGAUCUGCUUGAAGAAGGGACUUUCGCUCGUAUUUAUAAUGGUGUUUUAACUGGACCCGGAGAAGGUCAACAACAACAAAGCGUUUUGGUGAAAACUGUCUCUGGAAUGGCAUCGGCGGACCAAGUGAACCUGUUACUGAUAGAAAGUUCCAUGUUAAAGGACUUAACUCACAGAAAUCUUCUGCCUGUUAUGGCAGUAUGCUUGGAAGAUGAGAAACAACCGUUAGUUAUGUUUCCAUUCAUGAACAGAGGCAAUCUAAAAUUGUUUAUUAAGAAAUCCAGAUCUCCGGAAGGUGGUUCCAAGUCACUUACGACAGCAGAUCUUGUUCAUGUUGGUAUUCAAAUCGCCAAAGGACUUCAAUACUUAGCAAGACGAAGAAUUGUGCACAAGGAUAUAGCUGCAAGGAAUUGUGUCAUUGAUGACGACUUGAAUGUGAAAGUAACAGACUGCGCAUUAUCAAGAGACUUAUUCCCUCAAGAUUACUGUUGCCUUGGUGACAAUGAAAACAGACCAGUCAAAUGGAUGGCGGUGGAAAGCUUGGAGCAAGGCAGAUACACUGUGGCGAGUGACGUGUGGGCCUAUGGUGUCACUCUGUGGGAGCUGAUGACUCUGGGACAACAGCCUUAUGGAAACAUCGACGCUUUCGAGAUGCUGAACUUCCUCAAACAAGGACACAGAAUUUCCCAGCCCGUCAACUGUCCUGAUGAACUCUUCACUGUCAUUGCCUGUUGCUGGGCUCUGUCUGAAGACGAGCGGCCAGGUUUUGGGCAGAUGAUCGUGUGUUUGACGGACUUUCUUAAUGCUCUGAGCAAUUUUAUCUGAAAGAAAAAUAUCCGGUAAAUAUCGGAAGAGGAGAAGGCGUCAUUGUUUGUAUGGUGUGUCGAUGUCAGUGUCCUGUCUUCUAAAGGCAAGCUACAGGCCGGGGUCGCCUCUCUUUUACAAGUUCGCAGCAACAAAUAGUUGACAGUCUGUAAAGGAAUUUACUCCAACUGUUCAUUUAUCAGUUCCAUAUAGGAUGUGUGGCACUACUCUGCACUCGGUUGAAAUUGUUGCUCGAGCUGACCUAAAUUCAGUGUAAAUGGACCUCAAAGGAAAACAUGGAACGUUAUUGAAAAACUUCUUGCUGAAGCAUCUAUCACUGGCUGAGGAAAGUCAUAUCUCAGUUACUUGUGUUUGUAACCAGCUCAUGAGAAGCGCAAUGAUCGUGUCUUACUUCCUUCAUGUGACUUGUCCAGCGGUUUACACUAUGGAAGCAAAAAUUCCUUGACUUCAUGCAUCACAGCCGGAACAAAUCUUUCCCAGAGAGAGAGGAAAUUAAGGGUAGCCCUAUAGCAGAGACUAGCUAAUAUUUUGCCCAAGAAUAUGCGUGAAGAAGUAAUGAAAUAGAUUGCUAAGUAUAGUGCAUUUGAGCUAUGUUCACUGAGUGGUAAAAUAAGUUUGAAGCUCCUGUGGUCUAGCUUUAGUCCAACGUGCUUCUCUCACCCAACCGAACUUUCCAAGCUGAUGACGUCACCCCGUUUCACCCUCUGCCAUUUGAAAGUUUGUAAAACGGUUCUAGGCCAAAAGAAUUUCGUUUAGUCAUAUCGACUCGUAAUAUAAAUACAUUUUCGUGGAGUUAUGUUUCUGCAAUCAAAUUCAACUGGAUCCCAGUUACAAGUGACGGAGCGGGCACAAAAACCGCGGGUUCACAGGUCAUUGACAGAGAAUCAGUGGGUAAAUUCGAUUCUCAGAGGUAAUAUAUUUCACUUGUGUACGAUAGAUUUUGCGUUGUGGUAACUGAAAUAUUCCUCGAAAGAUUAUUUUUUAAUAAAUGACUUUGAAGUAUAAACUGGC